GGAGGAUUGCGAGGAUGGGAGCAGUGUUUGGCAAGAUCAGCGAGGAAACGCCUCAUUUUGUGAGUCUGGGACGCAUUGGCCCUAAUGGAGACAUCGAAAUCCGCCGCUACGACCCUCUGUACACGGCGUCCGUGUCGUCUGAGGACAUUCCUACUACUACGACGAGGGCAGAAUUCACUCGAGCGGCGUUUGGAGCCCUUGCGCGAUACAUCGGCGUGUUCGCAGAGCCGCAAAACAAGCCUCGUUCGGGGGAAACUGGCCCUGGAGAAGCCAUUUCCAUGACCGCUCCGGUUAUCUUAGCGUCAGCCGAGAAUGCCGAGGCGGACGGAGGGGAGCCCAUUGCCAUGACCGCUCCUGUCGUGCUAUCCGCUGACCGCGCGGACGACACCAUGAGUUUCAUCCUUCCGUCCAAGUUCAUCAAGGAAGGUCACGAGCCGCCCAUUCCGCUGGAUUCGAAGGUGCGCAUCGCGAAGCUCCCUUCGCGCGUGUUGGCCGUGAAGGUGUUUUCUGGUGAACUCACCAAGGACAUUGCCCAAGUGGUGGCGUCCGAAGUGGUCGGCGCAUUGGAACUCGAAGGCAAGUACACUAUCAAGCGAAACAAACAUGGCCUUCCAGCGUGGGAGUACAUGGGGUACAAUGCGCCGUUUACGUUGCCUUGGUGCCGGACGAAUGAAGCUGCGGUGCUCUUGGACGACGUGGCUGAACUCCCAACUAACUAAGUAAAAGGGCCAUACCAUGUUGUAGUUCAAAGUAGCUAGGGUAAUAUCUUAAGGUUUUAUUUGUUUUGCGUCACUACAACUACUAACGUAUCUACGAGUCUUGGCGCAUGGACUGGGUCAGUUUGCCCCAGUUCAAGAACC
Molecule: messenger RNA, 860 nt
Organism: Aphanomyces astaci
Lineage: Eukaryota; Oomycota; Saprolegniomycetes; Saprolegniales; Verrucalvaceae
Exons: 1
Coding region: 15-719 (234 amino acids)
Source: RefSeq, a predicted model, not a curated record